Anopheles coustani is the source of this 656-nucleotide messenger RNA. RefSeq names its product succinate dehydrogenase [ubiquinone] cytochrome b small subunit, mitochondrial-like. Gene Ontology annotation, biological process: mitochondrial electron transport, succinate to ubiquinone; tricarboxylic acid cycle. Gene Ontology annotation, cellular component: mitochondrial envelope; membrane. The record is from RefSeq and is a predicted model, not a curated record. The coding region runs from base 129 to 647 and encodes 172 amino acids. Gene Ontology annotation, molecular function: heme binding; ubiquinone binding. The transcript is spliced from 3 exons. NCBI's taxonomy places the organism in Eukaryota, Metazoa, Arthropoda, Insecta, Diptera, Culicidae.
AAAACAGUGAUAGGUCGCGCCAGGUUUUAGCAAACGAAAGUGUCGUAUCGACUAACGAGCAUUUGUUUUUCUUUAGAUCGCAGCAUUGUUUUUUACCUAAGACCGUCGAACACCUGCCGAACAGCGCCAUGGCCAACUGCAUCCUUCGUCGUGCGUGUAACAAACCAGCCUUGGUUUUCGCGAGAUCGCUCGUCGUAGGAAACGCAACUACAAAGUCUGCACUAUUCUCCGGCUCACUGCUAGCUCCGUCGCACAAACAGCAAAUAUUAACAUCCGCAGUGCGUCAGUUCGCCGUGUCACCGGUGCGAAAUUCGAGCGGCGGAAGUCAUGUUACCCUCUGGAACGUGGAGCGAGCCCUUUCGCUAGCUUUGCUCGGUGUCGUUCCAGUGGGCCUCAUGUUCCCCUCGCAAGUCGGUGAUACACUGAUGGCCGUGAGCAUUGUUAUGCAUCAGCACUGGGGCCUCGAAGCGAUCGUGACGGACUACGUUAGGCCAAUUCUGUUCGGCACCACGGUUCCCAAGCUGGCACACGGUCUACUGCUCGUCGUUUCCGCUGCCACCCUCGGUGGCCUUUUCUACUUUAACUACAACGAUAUCGGAAUCGCCGGCUGCGUGCGGAAAAUCUGGACAACCAAGGCGAAAGAGUAAGAAAUCGAA